Penicillium verrucosum is the source of this 915-nucleotide messenger RNA. Its product is annotated as NmrA/HSCARG family protein. The record is from RefSeq and is a predicted model, not a curated record. The transcript has a single exon. NCBI's taxonomy places the organism in Eukaryota, Fungi, Ascomycota, Eurotiomycetes, Eurotiales, Aspergillaceae. The coding region runs from base 1 to 915 and encodes 304 amino acids.
AUGUCCUCUCCGACCGUCUUCGUCUGCGGCGCCACUGGUACCCAGGGCGGCGCUUUGAUCGACCAUCUGCUCAAGGCCGAUGUCAAAAUACAUGCCGUUACGCGCACUCCCGACUCGGCUGCUGCCCAACUUCUUAAAUCGAUCGGCGUUCUUAUCACGGAGGGCGAUUUUGACGAUGAUUCCAUCAGAAAGCCCAUGGCCAAUUGCACAAGCCUUUUCCUGAACUUGAUGCCAUCGUUGACAGAUUUGAACGCAAGUCUCGAACAAGCAUGCCGACUUCUCAAAAUUGCCAAGGAAGCUGGCAUCAAGCAAGUCAUCUAUACCAGCGGAUUGUCUGCCAAUGAUCCCCAACGCCUCAAAUUAUGGGAUCCGACCAGCAUCAUUAGCACUAUGAUCCUCAACAAACAUGCUAUUGAAAACGAAAUUCGCAAAGCGGGAUUUGAAAGCUGGACAAUUUUGCGCCCGGGUAACUUCAUGAACAACUACUUAUUCCCGAAGACAAUGAUGUAUCCGGACUUCACGAAGACCGGAGUAUUCACCACUGCUUUCGCUCCGGAUACCUUGUUGCCCAUGGUUGAUCCCAACGACAUCGGCCAGUUUGCAGCAGCAGCAGUCUUCGACCCCAUCAAGUUCAACCACCAAGAAAUUGAGAUCGCUUCGGAAUUUUUGGGAGUCGACGCCAUCAUCCAGUCUUUAUCCCGUGCCACUGGAAGGGAGAUGAGCAUUGUCUAUAUGUCAGAUGAGGAAAUCAGCGAACAAAAGGCUACCAAUCCCUUCAUUGCUGGUCAACUCAUGGCCCGUGAUCUAAGGUCAUUUGUGAAUUUGGACGAAGUCAAGGCGUGGAAUAUUCCACUGGGAACCUUCGAGAAAUUCUUGCAGCGAGAGAAAUCCAAUGUUGAUGCAACAUAUCUUUGA